AUGUUUGAACAAUUGACACGGGUCAACUUCAAUGGUUCCGAUCUAACAUCAAUUGGAAAGUUAGCUUUCUAUGAAUGUACAAGUUUGCUGGAAAUCAAAAUACCUGCGUCUGUGACGAUUAUUGAAGGUUCGGCAUUUGCUGUUUGCCGCUCAUUGACAAGAGUUCAUUUUCAUGAAGAUAGUGUGUUGACUAUCGUUAAAGAGCGGGCUUUUGCUGCUUGCAAGUCAUUGACUGAAGUCAGGAUUCCUUCAAGUGUUGAGACCAUUGAAGAAGGUGCCUUUGCGCAUUGCUGGUCGUUGAGAAAACUUCAUUUUCAUCUAGAUAGUUCAUUGACCACCAUCGGAAUAGAGGCCUUUGUCCAAUGCAGAUCCUUGGCCGAUGUCACCAUUCCUUCAAGUGUCGUGAGAAUUCAAAGUCGUGCCUUUUUGAGAUGUGAACUCUUGGCAAGAGUGCUCUUCAAGGAGGGGCUGAAAGUCAUUCAUACUGAUGUUUUCUACGGCUGUGUCAAAUUGGAAAACGUGGACAUUCCGAGAAGUCUUGAGGUCAUGGACUGCGGUGCAUUUUACGACUGCACUUCAUUGCAGAAAGUGAAUUUUGAGGAAGGAAACUUGAGAAAAAUUGGAAAACAGGCCUUUCAAGGAUGUCGGAAAUUGCACACAAUCAAUAUCCCUACCACUGUGGAGCGUCUUGAAACAAGGACGUUCAGGAACUGCGCCUCAUUGGAGGUAGUGAAGUUCCAGAAUGGUCUCAAAUAUGUGGAAGAAAAAGCCUUUUACAUUUGCAAGAAUCUGCAAGCAGUUGCUAUGCCGGGAUCGGUGAAGUUGAUUGGCCCAGGGGCUUUUCGUGGAAGUCCCAAGUUGUUGUCAGUGGACUUGGGGGAUCGCCCUAGAUCUUUGCAGAUAGAUGACUCCGUCUUUUGGGGAUGUGCAUCUUUAGUAAACCUUUGUUUUCCUGCCAAAUCCCCGUUGACCCUCCGCACUGUGGGCUACGACGUCUUUCAAGGCUGCACAACGCUGCAAAAUCAUUAUGGCGAAAGGAUCCCCUCGUUUGCCGUGGAGCGUCGCUUUGAGAACUUUCCGAUACACAAGCUAUGUUACCACGCCUCUGUUACAACACCAGAUGAGCUGACUCUGGAGAUUGAGUCAUCAAAGCAAUCAAUGCAAGGCAAUAAUACUACCCAUGCUCAUUUGGUUGACCCUUUUGGUUUGACACCCUUUCACGUUCUGUUGUCGGCUGCAACCUGCAGACUUGAUCUUUUGCAACUCAUGCUAGAUGUGUAUCCACCGUAUGUCCUUGGAUGGAAAGACGUGAAUGGAAAGACUGCCGUUGAAUACUUGACCCAACGAAUGUAUCUGCAUGAAGACUCACGAACCAUGCUUCGAUCGGCCCUUGAUCGAUGGUUGGUGGGUUAUAUAUCGAGCUGGAAUGUAUUCGAAGCUUGGAACAAUGACAUGUUAAGUAGGGUGAAUGUGAUUGUUGCCGAGGAGGAAGUCGAACUGAGACAAUUUUUGCUUCGAGAAGCGUCGAUGGCUUUGUCGCGGUAUGAAAAGAUGGAGGCUACGACGUUGUUGGAGUUGUCUUUGUGGAAAGCUGUGUUAAAGUCGGCCAACAGUGUAUUAGAAGAUGAUUCAGUGAGGACUAUGGUCGACUGGAAUAAUCGAGAAGCAUAUCGGUUUCGAAGCGGUGCUUCAGUCGUCGUGCCGAAUGUGAUGGCAUUCUGUUAUGACACCAAUCUUACGUAA
This is a messenger RNA of Cylindrotheca closterium, 1743 nucleotides long. Lineage: Eukaryota; Bacillariophyta; Bacillariophyceae; Bacillariales; Bacillariaceae. The record is from the annotation of a GenBank genome assembly.